This is a messenger RNA of Condylostylus longicornis, 819 nucleotides long. Its product is annotated as 40S ribosomal protein S2-like. Gene Ontology annotation, cellular component: cytosolic small ribosomal subunit; ribosome. The transcript is spliced from 3 exons. The coding region runs from base 1 to 819 and encodes 272 amino acids. Gene Ontology annotation, molecular function: structural constituent of ribosome; RNA binding. The record is from RefSeq and is a predicted model, not a curated record. Gene Ontology annotation, biological process: translation. NCBI's taxonomy places the organism in Eukaryota, Metazoa, Arthropoda, Insecta, Diptera, Dolichopodidae.
AUGGCAGACCGAGGCGGAUUUAAACGAGGAUUCGGUGGACGUCCAGGCGACCGUGAGCGUGGAAGAGGAAGAAGACCAGGUGCAGCGCGUCGCGCUCCUGUGGAUGAUUUGAGCAGUUGGGUACCCGUGUCCAAACUUGGUCGUCUGGUCAAGGGGGGGUCGAUCAGUUCCUUGGAGCAGAUCUACGUCCAUUCCCUCCCAAUCAAGGAGUAUCAAAUUGUCGACUUCUUUUAUGAGGGAAAGGGCGAGGGAAGCGGAUUGAAGGACGACGUUAUGAAGAUUAUGCCAGUCCAGAAGCAAACUCGCGCAGGUCAAAGAACGCGUUUCAAAGCGUUCGUCACUGUGGGCGAUGGCAACGGUCACAUCGGUCUUGGCGUGAAAUGCGCUAAAGAAGUGGCGACGGCAAUUCGAGGAGCGAUCAUUAGCGCAAAAUUGUCCCUCAUUCCAGUCAGACGAGGCUACUGGGGCAAUAAGAUCGGCGAACCCCACACAGUCCCAAUGAAGGUUUCCGGCAAGUGCGGUUCGGUUCGUGUUCGUAUCGUUCCGGCUCCUCGCGGUUCUCAAAUUGUCGGGGCUCCCACGACCAAGAAGAUGAUGGCGUUCGCUGGUAUCAAGGAUGCGUUUUCUUCAACGUGCGGUUGUUCAAAGACAAAGGGCAAUUUCAUGAAGGCUCUCUUCGAUGCGUUGUCCAAGACUUACGGCUAUUUGACGCCAGACCUUUGGGCCAAAACCGAGUUCGAACCCUCGCCAUACCAGAAGUUCUCGGACCUCUUGAAACAGCCAACAGUCGGCAAGAAAGAGAAGGUUGUUGUUGCUUGA